Aspergillus sclerotioniger CBS 115572 is the source of this 1108-nucleotide messenger RNA. RefSeq names its product dodecenoyl-CoA isomerase. The transcript is spliced from 2 exons. The record is from RefSeq and is a predicted model, not a curated record. Gene Ontology annotation, biological process: fatty acid beta-oxidation. Lineage: Eukaryota; Fungi; Ascomycota; Eurotiomycetes; Eurotiales; Aspergillaceae. The coding region runs from base 221 to 1048 and encodes 275 amino acids. Gene Ontology annotation, cellular component: peroxisomal matrix.
UUUUAAAAUCUUUGCUCCCUCGCAGUACCUGCGUUUGCUGUCACUUCUUAGACUUGCUUUUUGCAGCCGUUCAACAACCACGCCCCGCAUACUUAUCUCUCGGCCAAGCGUAUCAAUUCUCCGACAAUCAUUAACUAUAGACCCCAUCACAUCACAUCACAUCACAUCCCAUCUCACCCCUAAUUACCAACUUUCUAUCACAAACAACUCAUCCCUCACCAUGGCCACCGAAGACCCCAUCAAAGUCACUUACCAGGGCCGUCUGGCAAUCAUCACCCUCAAUCGUCCCAAGAAACUCAACGCCCUCGACGCAGACCUCUACUACCUCCUCGGCGAACGCCUCCGCGAAGUUGACAAACGGUCUGAUAUCUUCAUCACAAUUCUCACCGGCACCGGACGAUUCUUCUCCGCCGGCGCCGACGUAACCAGCACCCGCCCCGGCGGCAACCUAAGCAGCCAAGCGCGCCGGGAAAUCGCCCGCUCCUUCGUCAUCAACAACUUCGACCUAACGCACACCUUCGCGCACCACUCCAAGAUCCUGGUCGUGGCUUUGAACGGCCCCGCCGUCGGCCUCUCCGCAGCCCUAACCGCCAUGGCCGAUUUCAUCUACGCCGCGCCGCACACCUUCCUCCUCACGCCCUUCGCCUCUCUGGGCCUAGUAGCUGAGGGCGGGGCCUCGCGGGCGAUGGUCGAGCGUCUGGGUAUUGCGAAAGCUAACGAGGCUCUGAUCAUGAGUAAGCGGCUUACGUGCGAGGAGUUGGUGGCGACGGGGUUCGUGAAUAAGGUGAUUGAGGCGCCGAGUGGCAGGAAUGAUGAUAGUGAGGGGUUCUUGGGGAAGGUGUUGGAGGAGGUGGAGGAGAGGUUGGGGGAGCAUUUGAAUCAGGAGAGUUUGUUGAAGAUUAAGGAGUUGGUGAGAAGGCCGGAACGGGAGGUGUUGGAUAGGCAGAAUGGGUUGGAAGUUUUUGCGGGGUUAGAGAGAUUUCUUAGUGGGGUGCCGCAGGAGGAGUUUAGGAGGUUGGCGGCUGGGGAGAAGAAGCAUAAGCUUUGAGUCUUGGGUGGGAAGGGGUGUGUAAAUAGUAUGUAAUGGGUGGGUAGAGGUGGGGGUAGA